GGAAAAAUUAAAACUACGGAGGCUGAGCAUGUAGCAAUAAAGCCAGAGAGAAAACAAGAAAAUAAAAGUGAUUCGGACCCCGAAAAAAAUCUUCCCUACACUUUAGAAAUGUGGAUCAAUUUUGCAAAUGCCACUUCUUUACAUGGUAUUCGCUACGUGUUCUGGAAGCGACCACUCUGGGCCAGGAUUGGCUGGCUUCUUAUUCUGCUGGCAUUCACGGCCUACUUUCUGUACACAGCACACAGUUCUCUGGUUAAGUACUACAGCUGGCCCAUAAAUACCGUCAUAACACAGAAAUAUACAGAUAAGCUUGACUUUCCGGCUGUAACAAUUUGUCCACUUAAUCUUGUAAGUAAGAGAAAGAUGUUUGCCCUGGAAGGGGACCCCAAUUUCGUCAAAUAUGGCCUCAAUGACAGUGUGUGUUCUGCCACGGCCGCAGUACGUGAAGGGAAACCUUGUGGAGCUGCUAUGAUGUGCUGUUGCUUGAGUUUUAUUUUCCUCGAUGGUGCAAAAAUUGUUCCAAACUGCACUCAGGGGUACGCUGAAAGACUGAUAGCUGCUCAGCAAAGAUCUGGGAUUUUUUUCGACACAGGCCGCUAUUAUGAAAGGUACGGACACGGAAUAGAUGAGAUGCUGGUCCCUGGCUUGUGUAUAUUCGACGGUAACUUACAGCCGUGUGAUGCUUCGGAUUUCAGAACAACUGUCACAGAUUGGGGUAUAUGCCACACCUUUAACGCUGACCCUGACCAGGUCAGAAAAAGCCAACUGCAUGGAGUUGGGGGAGGUUUGAAUAUAUUACUAGACGCUCAAGUUGAGGAUCACACGAUUGGAAGGCUGUCUGAGGGUUUCAGUGUAAUAAUUCAUCGACAGGGAGAGUAUGUGACAGCUUGGGAUGGAAUUAACGUCCAACCAGGCAUGCAAGCAUCAAUCGCACUACACCAAAAAAGGGUGAGUCUCCGCGUAAAAAUAAAGGCGAGCUAGGAUUAAUUCUUACUUGCGUGUCCACGCAUGUAAAUUUUACUCGUGUAAAUAAAAAAGAGGCAAGGCAUGAAGUUGAGCGAGGUUCGACUUUUUCGAUUUCGUACUUAACCCCUAUUUUAUUUGUGAACGUAAAUUUUUAUGCACGUAAGGAAGGACAAAAAUUACGUGACAGUACGUGAGAGUGACAAAGACAAAACCUUCAUUUGAUUAGUCAUUUCCAAACUGAAUUCUGACACUAUUUGGCUGAAAUGCCUUCCACCCCUCACCGAGAAUGUGAAAGCCUCGCGGGUCUUCAUUAAUGUUCCAAUUGUUUGGCAGAUAACAAAUCUCGAGACCCCUUACGAAACAAAAUGUGAAAACAGAAAAUUAAAGACAAGAAGAUCCUAUACAACGAAAGGCUGUUUGUUCGAGUGUGUUGCGGAAGCCAUCAUCGAGAAGUGUAAAUGUCGUUCUGCUGAGUAUCCAGGUAAAAGUUAUAGACAUUUUUGGCUAGGUUUUACACUAGACGAGACAUUUCCGGACUAAUGAAGACUCCAGUACGUUUUGCAUUUAACCGAAAUAAAAAUGUUCUUGUUUGUUCGCGUGCCCUGAGCUUUUGAAUCGGGAAUCUAAGAUGAUUAUUUUUUAGAUCCGAAUAAAUGUUAUGGGAUUAACUGAUCUAAUACGUAAACGCCUGCGAAUCCGAAUAUCCCAAUAGGAUAUCCGGAAACAGAUUUGAAUCCGGAAAAAUCUCGCCUAGGGUAAACCUAUCCCUUACUUUUUCUAGUUUCUGCUUAUCUUAGUGUUAGCUAUAUGUUAUUCAUUAAUUUUAACAAAACAUGUCAUAAAUUUAUGAAAACAGAACAAAAACAAAAAACAAGAGAGAAAGAAUAGACAUGGUAAUCAAAAUGAAAAAAGAGGAAUGCGAAAUGGUAUCAAGUUUAUUAUUCAUAAGUAGGCUGAGUAUGAUCGUCCGGGUGAACGUAGUCCCGAAUAGGACUGUUGUUUUUCACAGUGACUGACGUUUCGACAACCUGUGCUGUAGUAAUCUUCAGAGUCAAAGUGAGUAGCAUCACGUCAGUUGAUGGUUUUUAGUCACAUUGUCAGUUGUCCAACUGGGCAACUGACAGUUUGACUAACAAUAAACGACAGUUUAACUUUGACAAUAGCCGGAUCGAAACGCACCAAUGACAUAACGAGUCUUCAUACCAAUAACGUCACGGCCUAACUGGCAGACGACUAAUAACAUCGCGACUUAAUUGACCAAUCAGAUCAAUAACCAGGGUUAAAUAUCAUCAACUGACGUAAUACAACUCGCUUUGACCCGCCCUAGGGUGGUUUCGCGUCUUUGGCAGAUCUCACUCUCUGUUUGUUUUAUUCUUUGCGAAAUACUCUAGCCAUACCCCAGAAAGCAAUUACAGUGGAUUUUAGUUACUUAGCCUGACGUUAAAUAAACAAAAUGGCCAUGUCGGUUGUUUUCACUUUCAGUAGUAUAAGGCGCACCGAAUUAGUCCUCGUUAGGGAGAAAAUAUGAUUAAAGAGAGAAGGAAUACAAUCAAGUCGAAGACGUAAUAGGGUGAUUUAAUUGAGAUGUUGAGGAAAUUAAACAAAAAAACAAGGAUCGAGGAGGAAAAAGAAAGAUUAUAGAAAUGAGGUGGCAGUUGUUGGUAAAAAGCAAGAGUCCCGGCAAGAGUAGUGGUGGUGGAGAAAAGACAGUACAGUUGUGGUCAAGUUGGAGGGGAGGCAAUGCAAAUGCAAUGGUGGAAAGGCAAUACAGCUGUGGUGGUGUUGGAGAGGAAGCAAUACAGUUGUGAUGGUGGUGAAGGGAAGGCAAUACAGCUGUGGUGGGGUUGGAGGAGAAUUAAUACAGUUGUGAUGGUGGUGCAGGGAAAGCAAUACAUCUGUGGUGGGGUUGGAGGAGAAUUAAUACAUUUGUGAUGGUGGUGCAGGGAAGGCAAUACAGCUGGGUGGUGUUGGAGGAGAAGUAAUACAAGAGUGAUGGUGGUGAAGGGAAGGCAAAAAAACUGUGUUGGUGUUAGAGGAGAAGUAAUACAAGUGUGAUAGUGGUGCAGGGAACGCAAUACAGCUGUGGUGGUGUUGGAGGGGAAGCAAUACAGUUGUGGUGGUGGUGAAGGGAAGGCAAUAAAGCUGUGGUGGUGUUGGAGGGGAAGUAAUACAGCCGUGGUGGUGUUGGAGGGGAAGCAAUACAGUUGUGGUGGUGGUGAAGGGAAGGCAAUACAGCUGUGGUGGUGUUGGAGGGGAAGCAAUACAGUUGUGAUGGUGGUGAAGGGAAGGCAAUACAGCCGUGGUGGUGUUGGAGGGGAAGCAAUACAGCUGUGGUGGUGUUGCAGGGAAGGCAAUACAGCUGUGGUGGUGUUGGAGGAGAAGCAAUACAGUUGUGAUGGUGGUGAAGGGAAGGCAAUACAGCCGUGCUGGUGUUGGAGGAGAAGCAAUACAGCCGUGGUGGUGUUGGAGGAGAAGCAAUACAGUUGUCAUGGUGGUGAAAGGAAAGGCAAUACAGCCGUGGUGGUGUUGGAGGGGUAGCAAUACAGUUGUGAUGGUGGUGAAGGGAAGGCAAUACAGCCAUGUUGGUGUUGGAGGGAAAAUAAUACAGUUGUGAUGGUCAGGCAGGGAAGGCAUUACAGCCGUGGUGGUAUUGCAUGGAGGGGAAGCAAUACAGCUGUGGUGGUGUUGGAGGGGAAGCAAUACAGCUGUGGUGGUGUUGGAGGGGAAGCAAUACAGCCGUGGUGGUGGGGCAGGGAAGGUAAUACAGCCGUGGUGGUGUUGGAGGGGAAGCAAUACAGUUGUGAUGGUGGUGAAGGGAAGGCAAUACAGCCGUGGUGAUGUUGGAGGGGAAGUAAUACAGGUGUAAUGGUUUUGGAGGGGAAGCAAUACAGCCGUGGUGGUGUUGGAGGGGAAGCAAUGCAGUUGUGAUGGUGGUGAAGGGAAGGCAAUACAGCCGUGGUGGUGUUGGAAGGGAACCAAUACAGUUAUGAUGGUGGUGCAGGGAAGGUAAUAUAGCUGCCUUAGUGAGAUUCAACAGCAUUUUAAUUAUGAGAUGAAGGCAAAACUAGGAGGCUGAGACUAUUUAGUAUCUCUUUUAAACAUUGUUUUGAGAUGAUGUGCAUGCUGAUAAAAGGUUAAAUUCGUUAUUAACUGUGAUACAGCAUUUUUUUUUUCGUUCUAAAUUACUCAAAGGUGUUUAUCUGCUCUCUAAAGUUUACUAUGUUGUGGCGCUCAACAGCAGUUUAAUUCUGUUAUGAUAAACAUGAUUUACUAUUUCUACUAUAAUUGUUAUUUGUUUAACAGCGGAGAAGACGAUGCGAACUUGUGGGAAAGUGGAUCAGCUGUGCGCUCUAAAUGCUACACGUAAGAAGCAUUAACCUAAGGACUUUUCUGUUUUUUGAGUGAUCGUGUUUGAAAUAAAAUCGCCUUCUCUGAAACUGGGAAGAUAAUAAUAAUUAAUUAUAUCUUGUAUCACAGUACUGUUUGUCGUAACAUCAUAUAAUGACCGCAUCUUUAUGUCUUAUACUUAAUUUCAAACCAAAUUAUAAAGCUAAUUUGAGCAUUUAGUAAGUGCUCCAUGCUUUCCUGGUUUCAUCCCAAAGAGGAUUGACCAACGUUUAGUGUCGAUCUUCUGUUACCUUUGAGAAAGUUGGAAACUACAUACGUCACAGUUUAAGACGUAAGUGGGUUUAAAUAUUGUCUUUUUCCGUCUUUUGCUUCUUAUCUCAAGAGGGGGUUUGUUACCCUUAGGGUGGGGCCAGUUUCUACAACAAAGAUUCAUUUUAAUUACAUGUUUCACUUGUAACGUUUAUUUAUGCAAACAUACUUGCAAAAGACCUCGUUAAAUGUACUAUAGAAUUAAGACAUUAAUAAAAAGCAAGUUAGCAGGAUUCAAUGCUGCGUGGGUAGAACAGCAGUAACUUUUCAAACUUUCCACAUUAAUUACUUGGGAGUUUAAACUAUCGCUUACUUCAGGCAAAGCGAAUAUAUGGUUAAUAGAUCGUUUUUGUUCUGCUCAAGAAGGCGCUCGUUCGAUGAAUGGCGUGGGUUGACCUUGCGACUUAUAUACGUGCAAAGUAGAAACUCGCAAAUUACUAGAGCGAACGUCGCUAAGUCGACGACGUGGAAAAUUUCGUAUUAUUUUGAAGGUCUCACUUAAGAAUAAUACCAUCCAACAUUCUAGUCGAUAAACGUCCUACAAGCUGCAAUUGCCCAGUCCCCUGUGAUGAAACAAGAUACACCACGGAGGUUUAUUAUUCUAGUUUCCCUGAUGCCGGUUCUGCGAAAGUGAUACAAGCCACCGGAGCGAUCCGCUCUUUUGACUAUAUGCGGUAAGUACCAGAAACUGUGCCCCUGGAUAAUAAAGAUGCGUUAUUGACCAAGUGUGGCGCCAAUUAAGACAGGAUAUCGGCCAAGUUUAUUAUAUAGCAAGAAAGAAAAGUUACACUCGUGAGGGACUAACGCGCGCGCGCAUGAGAAGUCCAUCAUGCGCACCUGGGUAGCCAAUCAGAACAAAAGUACAGUAGCCCACUCCCGGAUUCGUCCAUGUAAUAUUUACUACUGGGUUUUUAGUAGGGCCAUUAAACAAUGACAAUUUUGUAUGUAAAUUGAUGAGUGUAAAAGGCAUACUUUGUCCGUCAGGAAAUUGACGCUUUGUUUUGUUGUUGUUGUUGUUUUGUUUUAGAUAAAACACUUAAACUGGGCUAUAUUUACUAAUUAAUUAAUUGCUAAGGUUUCUUUUGGCCACUCCAGAGUAAAAAAGAAAGAGAGCUAGUUGAGAUUAGACGUUAUUUCUGAUCUUAUAUUCAUAAAAUUGGGUAGCAAUAAGAUCAAGAAUGUUGCUCAUUUAAUUUUAAACAGUUUUUCAUAUACUUUUCACGGAAAAAAUCAAACUUUGAGUUGAACUUCAAGAAUUUUUGCGAUGAUCGUAGGCUUCAAGAAUAUUUGGUAACUUUUAAAGUCAGGGCCGGCGAACAUAAUCCAUCAUGACCCAUUUCUUUAUAUUUUAUCCCAGUAACUGUCAGGAAUCCGAAUGUAUCAUAAACAUAAAAUGGGUGAGCCUAUACUCUCUAUCCUCACUUUAACUAAUAUGUGGUUUUCUAUGGGAACGUUGAUUAUCUGUAAUUUACAUUUCCAGUAUUUGCAAUAGCAGCAAAUUGUACAGGCAAUGUUGACUAUGUGUGUCAUUGUAUUUUCUAGGAAGAACUUUGUCUUUCUUCAAAUUGGUUACAAGACACUCAGCUACGAGCUACAAGAACAGACGGUGGAAUUUGGGAUUGAAGCCCUAUUUGGUAUCAUUGUGUUUACUUAAUGCUUACUCCUAAUCAAUAUUCAGCUAGAUUUAAGGUUGUAAUAAAGCAAAUGGUCAUUUCAUUUUGGGGAACUCCAAAAAUGACAUGAAACGACCGCUGCUCAGUUUUUUCAUUUUUUUUUUUUUAAUCGUGGCUCAUUCAUCUAUUUUUAUGCCUUGCUAACAAGGAAAACCGAAGUUAACAUUUACUUACCGGCGAAAGAUUCUUGCAUUUCUCUCCCGUCCUCCCACCCCUUUGGGUUUUCCCCCCCUAGAGCUUCGCGAGGUUCUGCAAUACACGUAUUUCUAGUCUAUUUUUAUGCCUUACUAACAAGGAAAACCGAAGCUGACAUUUGCUUACCGGCGAAAGAUUCUUGCGGCCUGUAAUGAACUGGCGCGCUGUUAAAUCGUAGAGAAGUUGUAACUACAGUAAUAAAUCACUUGUGCAUGUGAAAGCCCGUAUUAAACGAUUUUCGCAAACGGUUUGAGCACACAUCCUAUUGAAAAUAAUUCAUUCUUCAUUUGUGACAGGCAUAUAUCUUGUUUUCUUUCUUUCUUUUUUUAAAGGUGAAAUUGGAGGAAAUAUGGGUCUUUUUCUGGGCUGCAGCCUGAUGACAGUAUUCGAGUUUGCUGAUUUACUUGUGGCUUUGAUUUAUGUUCGUAAACUGGGCAAAGAAUAUCAGACAUGA
Messenger RNA from Porites lobata, 6945 nucleotides. The record is from the annotation of a GenBank genome assembly. NCBI's taxonomy places the organism in Eukaryota, Metazoa, Cnidaria, Anthozoa, Scleractinia, Poritidae.